Messenger RNA from Labrus bergylta (ballan wrasse), 3138 nucleotides. Its product is annotated as alcohol dehydrogenase class-3. Gene Ontology annotation, biological process: formaldehyde catabolic process. The record is from RefSeq and is a predicted model, not a curated record. Lineage: Eukaryota; Metazoa; Chordata; Actinopteri; Labriformes; Labridae. Gene Ontology annotation, molecular function: S-(hydroxymethyl)glutathione dehydrogenase [NAD(P)+] activity; zinc ion binding. Gene Ontology annotation, cellular component: cytosol.
GUUUUUAAUCGAGAUUACUCAACAAGACAGAAGAGGAGAGUUCAGUCAGAGUGCGGUUAUAGACUGCAGUUUCUGUUUCCUUUUACACUAAGCUGUCACUUUGUGAUGCGCACACGUUUGGAUAUUACGGUAAAGAAAUCAUUCUUGAAGAAAAUCUGAAUUUAGGACAUUUAAUCUGGAAACAAACAUGUCAACAGCUGGUCAGGUUAUUAAAUGCAAGGCAGCUGUUGCAUGGGAGCCUGGGAAGCCCCUGACCAUUGAGGAUGUGGAGGUCGCUCCACCGAAGGCACGAGAAGUCAGAAUAAAGGUUGUUGCCACAGGUGUGUGCCGCACAGACUGGGAACACCUGUAUGAGAGGGAGAAGGGGAUGAGGUUCAGACCUUUCCCGCUGGUGCUCGGCCACGAAGCAGCAGGGGUCGUGGAGAGCAUCGGGCCAGGAGUGACCGCCUUCUCUCCGGGGGAUCAAGUUAUUCCUCUUUUCUUGCCACAGUGUCAGGAAUGUGAUCGAUGUCAGAGUCUUAAAACAAACCACUGCAGGAAGAACUGGGCAAACACUCAAGCCGGUGUGAUGGCAGACGGUACGAGCAGGAUAAGUUGCCAGGAUCAACAGGUGUUUCAGUUUCUAGGAGUCAGUUCGUUCUCUCAGUACACUGUAGUCCCUGAUAGCUCGCUCACUAAGAUAAGAAGUGAUGCACCGCUGGAUAAGGUGUGUCUGCUCGGCUGUGGCGUCUCCACGGGUUACGGUGCUGCUCUUAAAACCGGAAAGGUGGAGAAAGAUUCCACGUGUGCCGUGUUCGGGCUCGGCGCUGUUGGACUGGCCGCCGUCAUGGGCUGCAAGGCUGCGGGGGCGAGAAGAAUCAUCGGGAUUGACAUCAACCCUGCCAAGUUUGAGAAAGCCGUGACGCUCGGAGCGACAGACUGCGUCAACCCCACAGAUCAUAAGAAACCCAUCCAGGAGGUGGUGCUGGAGAUGACCCAGGGAGGGGUGGACUUCGCUCUGGAGUGUCAUGGAAGUCCGUCUGUCAUGACCGCAGCUCUUGAGUCUACAGCAGAUGCGUGGGGUCUGUGUGUCAUCGCUGGCUGGAAUGAGACGGAAACGAUGAGCGUCAAGGUGGAAAAGAUCCUGAUGGGACGCACCUUGAAGGGGACUUAUUUUGGAGGUUGGAAGAGUGUGCAGGAUGUACCUAACCUGGUGGAUGAGUACAUGGCCAACAAGCUGCAGCUGGACGAGUUUAUCACACACAAACUCCCACUCAAUCAAAUCAAUAAGGCCUUUGACCUGUUGAGCAGCGGGAACAGCAUCCGCACUGUGAUCAGCCUGUGGUGAAGGAAGAGUCUCCCCUUAAAGUGGAAAUACCUUAAAGUAUCACGUACGAGUACAUUCAAUGUGUUUGUAAUUAAAUUAUGUGUAAAACUCUGUAGGGUUUUUAGUCUGGACAUUUUUCAAAGAGCACCUGGCUGCAGGCUCAGCAGACCUUGGACCUCUGUUUUAAACAUGUGCAAGAAGAGUCUCAUCUGUAAUCAGGAAAUCAAGUGUUUACCAGAUCUUAUUUGGUAUUUCUUGGCAGCUAAAAUUAGAGCAGCUGUUUUCUAUCUUAAGACUAUCUCCCCAUCUUGGGUGUAAUGGAAUCUACAAACAAUUGUAAUCCCUAAAAAUGAUGUGCUAUGCAGAGAGGAAAAAAGUGAAUCCAACAAACAAAAAAUGAGGAACACAUUAAUGGUACGGUACAGCUCUUGCACAUCUGGGGAGGGAAAACCAGCUGUCUCAUUUUACAACACUUUUUGGUACAGAUGACGUCCUCUCUAUCCAGCCGAGAGGACGUGACUUUAGAACAUCUUGAGACCUGUUUGUAAACAAGUGCAAAGAACACAGUGUCCAAAAGAUUACCCUACAAACGGCUUAGCAGAAAGCACAUUACUCCAGCUAGUUUGCAUUACUUCAACACGAAUAUCCCUGACACAUGCAUUAAAUGUGGCGUCCACAAGGAGUCUCUGUUUCACAGUAUGUGGGAGUUGGAUCUGUGCAGUCAAAAAGAGGUGCCUCUUAAAUAAAUAAUAUUAUACUAAAUAAAUCUAGUUAUUCAGUAGUAUUUUAGUAUCUAGCCUACUCAAUGUUUGUUUCCUGGAGGCUAAACGAUGCAUGGCCUGCUCAUGGAAGAAGUGGACAUCCUGUGGAGUCUCUCAGUUGUUUUUGGCUUUUGAAAAGAUAAGUUAUAUCUCCAAAAGAAAACUUAAAAAGUUUUGGGAUGAAUGGACAAAUCUUUGUACAACCUUCUGGAGGAUAAUGAUGAACAGAUGUGUCAGUUGGACUGUUGUGUUUUUCUUUACCUGUGUCUCUGACUGUAACGCUUUAACCUUUUUGUGUAUUCUUAUAAAAGACAAUAAUAUUAUUGAUGAAUAGGGCUCAUCAGUGUGGUCCCAGAAAUACAAAUCCCACUGAUUUUCUCCAUAGUGGAUUUGAUUAUUAGCCAUAAAGUCAAAACCUUCCCAGGUAGACCGACCACGAGCUACUCAAGUGUGAAACGAUGGUUUAUGUUCCUGUAGGAGACAAGUUACUAUGAUAGCAUCCUCGUUUUCAUAAAAACAUCAUUUAUUCACGAUGUUAGGGGAAAGAACUACACUACCCACCACCACAGUGUCACAACGACGUCUCUGAUUGGUAGCGCUCGCUGUUACCAUGGUAAUGUUUCACAGACAGAUAGUUCUGCUAGCAGGCUAGUUAGUUAAUUAGCCAUCACGAAAUGUACUAAUAACCUCGUCAUGCUGCAGUGAAUAAAAUAUAUCUCUUUAUACACAAACUUCAUAUUACACCACCUGUUUAACAAUUUAAAACACUAUAAUAAAGAGAAAGGUUACAUUUAAGAAGAAGCGGUUUCAUUCGCAGUGGAUUGUGGGAUACGUAGUUUAUUGACUCAAAACAAACAUGUACACACUUGUACCUUUGUCUUUUGUCUUUAAAUGUUUUAUAGUCAUUAGUGUUGUGGAAGCUGGUUGUCUUUAUCAAUCUGUUGAUAAAAGGAUUUUGGAGGAUUUGAACAGGCAGCAGUGUUCGCUCACUGUGAACAAUUCUCUGAAAUUACAUAUUGUUGUACUUUUUCAAUUUCCAUAAUAAAUGAAAAAUAACUUCCCUGCUCCGUG